Vitis vinifera (wine grape) is the source of this 2731-nucleotide messenger RNA. RefSeq names its product glutamate receptor 2.7-like. The record is from RefSeq and is a predicted model, not a curated record. Gene Ontology annotation, molecular function: signaling receptor activity; ligand-gated monoatomic ion channel activity. The coding region runs from base 1 to 2538 and encodes 845 amino acids. Gene Ontology annotation, cellular component: plasma membrane. The transcript has 5 exons. NCBI's taxonomy places the organism in Eukaryota, Viridiplantae, Streptophyta, Magnoliopsida, Vitales, Vitaceae.
AUGGCAACAGCCAAUGGAGGCACCGACUCAAUUGAAAAAGCUGAUGUCAAGGGAAGUAUUGGAGCUAUUCUAGACUAUAGCUCGCGCAUUGGAAAAGAAGAGAAGGUAGCCAUGGAGAUGGCUAUAGAGGAAUUCAACUCUCAGUACUCCAACCAGCAUAUUGACCUGCUGAUAAAUGACUCUCAAGGGGAACCCAUCCAAGCAGCACUUGCAGCACGGGAGCUUGUAUACAGGCAUCGAGUAAAAGCAAUUCUGGGGCCCCAAACAUGGGAAGAAGCAUCCUUAGUUGCAGAGGUUGGCAGUCAAGCUUAUACCCCCAUUCUUUCUCUUGCCUAUACAACUCCACAGUGGGCAACAGAAAGGUGGCCCUUCCUCAUCCAAGCCUCCGCAGACCAGUCUGCACAAAUGAAAGCCAUUGCUGCAGUUAUUGAGUCUCAGGAUUGGCAUCGGGUGACCGUAGUAUACGAGGACAUCCCGUCCUCCGCCACUGGAGCCGUUCUCCAACUCUCAGAAGCCCUGAAAGAUGUAGGAAUAGAAAUAGGCCACCUUCUGCCUCUCCCACCUUUGUCUUCUUCUUCUUCAUUGGUUGAAGAGCUCCAGAGUCUUAAAGAAGGGCAGUGUAGAGUGUUUGUGGUUCAUACAUCCUUGCAAUUGGGGGUUCACCUAUUCGAAACUGCCAAGAAGAUGGAGAUGAUGAAAGAGGGGUAUAUAUGGAUCAUUACAGACACCAUUUCCAGUCUUGUCCAUUCCAUAAAAGCCUCUACAAUCUCCUCAUCCAUGGAUGGAAUUGUAGGUGUCAAAAGCUACUUCAAUGAAAACACUCCCCAGUUCAAGAUAUUCCGGGGGAGAUUCAGGAGGAUGUUCAUCUCAGUACACCCUGACGAAGAAAAGAAUGAACCCGGGAUUUACGCAGCUAAGGCCUAUGAUGCCACUUGGGCUGCAGCUCUAGCAAUGACGGGAGGAAGGGGUACUGGCCAACAACUCCUAGAAAAAAUUUCAAACGGCCAAUUUGAUGGCUUAACUGGAAAGAUCCAAUUCAGCGAUCAGAAAUUAGCCCCAGCACAUAUAUUUCAGAUUGUCAAUGUUGUAGGGAAGAGUGAUAGAGAACUAGGGUUCUGGUCCGAGACAUCGGAGGAGGAGUCAGGUUUUUGGAGAGAUAGAAGAGCUCUGGCACAGGUGGUUUGGCCUGGGGGACCCAGGAAUACUCCAAGGGGAUGGACUCCUCCAACAGAUGAGAAGCCACUGAAGAUUGGCGUGCCCAGUGGGUCCACUUUCAAACAGUUUGUAGAAGUGAUACAAGAUGGAAAUAAUAUUUCUUUCAACGGAUUCUCAAUCAAUGUCUUCAAUGCAACUGUGGAACGCUUGCCAUAUGCUUUGCCACAUAAGUUGUAUGCCUUCAAUGGCACAUACGAUGAACUAGUGAGACAGGUUUAUUUAAAGAAAUUUGAUGCAGUAGUUGGAGAUGUUGCAAUAGUAGCCAAAAGGUUUGAGCACGCAGAGUUCACACAACCUUAUGCUGAACCAGGAUUGCAGAUGAUAACCCCAGUUCGAUCAAAAAGCAGCAAUAAAGCAUGGCUAUUCAUGAAGCCCUUCACAAGAGCCAUGUGGAUUCUAACAACAUUCAUAAAUGUCUACAACGGAUUCGUGGUAUGGUUGAUAGAAAGAAACCACUGCAAUGAGCUUAAAGGCUCAGUCCUCAAUCAAAUAGGAACCCUACUGUGGCUAGCUUUCUCAACACUCUUUUCUCUGCAUGGGGAAAAACUUCACAGCAAUUUGUCGCGGAUGGCGAUGGUGGUGUGGCUGUUUGUGGCACUAGUCAUCACACAGAGUUACACGGCGAACCUCACCAGCAUGCUCACUGUCCAGCAGCUUGAACCGACGGUAGCCGAUAUCGAGACGCUGAAGAGUAGCAACUCGAUGAUCGGGUACUGUAGGGGGUCCUUUGUGUCAGCAUACUUGAAGGAUGUCUUAGGUUUCAAUGAAAAAAACAUCAAGAAUUAUUCAUCACCUGAAGAGUAUGCUAAAGCCCUCAAGGAUGGACAGAUAGCCGCAGCAUUUCUUGAAGCUCCUUUUGCGAAAUUAUUCCUUGCGAAGUACUGCAAGAGCUUCAUGGCAGCUGGGACGAGUUACAAAGUCGGAGGAUUUGGAUUCGUAUUUCCAAGGGGUUCUCCAUUGCUCCAUGACGUAUCUGAAGCUCUUUUGAAUGUGUCUGAGAGUGGUAAGCUAAGGGAACUAGAGAAUAGUAUGCUGUCAUCUGAAAAAUGUGAGGAUACAGAAACAGAAGAUGAUGAAACUUCAAGACUGAGCCCUAGUAGCUUUUGGGUGCUUUUCAUUAUAACUGGAGGGACAUCAACGUUUGCAUUACUGGUUUAUAUGCUUCAUCGCAACUGGACCUUCCAUGAUUCUACCUCUGAACACAAAACCAUCUGGAGAUUUUUCAUUGCUAUAAUGAAACUGUGGCGGCAGCAAACCCGAAAACUUCCGCGAAAAGUCAGUGAUGUAGAACUUCCUAGAGGCUCUCCUAACAUCGAAAUUUGACAUUCCAGGCCAUGACUUAGAUUGAAGAUGCAAUUUUGGAAGACCCCCACAGAUCCUAGCUAGCUACCACAGUAGAAGAUGAAUUUCAGAAAGGCACCUUAGUUGUCACCAUGUUAAACCAGAGUUUCAAAACCAAGAUUUACCACUUGUUGACAGAAUAUAUGUAAGAGGAUUAUGAAAUGAUUAUCUAAUA